CGCACAGGAAGUUUGCACCGUAAACAAUUGCAGAAAUUUCGAACUAAAUAUUGAACAUUUAUCGUGUAAAAGUCUAAAUAGAUUUCAAUAUCAUGUAUGCUGAUCCAGAUUUUGAUGAUCUAGAUAGUAAUGAGUUCACUGACAAAGAUUGUUCCGAUGAAGACACUGAGGAUGCCAGCGAAACAGACGUGGCUAAACAGGAAACCCAAUAUACAGAAAUUAAAGAACAGAUGUACCAAGAUAAGCUGGCAUUUUUAAAGAAGCAGCUCAAGCAACUGGAGGACGGAACGUUACCCGAGUUUUUGAAGCGUAACAAGAAAAUCGACCAGCAAUAUAGAGAGAGGCUUAAACUUAUGGAAGUAUUCAAAGAGUAUGAGCUGGAAGUUAUUGAAAGAGAAUACAAAAAGGAGAAGAAACUGUCAGCAAAAGAUUUUGAGGAGAAGAAAAUUGACUUGAAGGAAAGUUUGAUAGCUGAUCUAGAGGAGAAGAAGAGGAGUAUUGAGUCUGAAAGAAGCCAACUAGAGCUGACCGGCGGUCAUUGUAACUUCUUGCUGUCCACUUCACUUGAUACAGUGGAAGUUAAACCAAUUUCAACGAGGAAAUUAAGACGGCGUCCCAACGAGCCUGUACCGAUACCUGAGAAAAGACGGAAACCUUCUCCUGAUAUACUCUCUCAGAUCAGUUUCUGUUUAGACGAGAGCGAGAUAAUGGAUGAUCUUAGGAUUAUCAACAAAGUUGGUGGAAAACCUCUUGGUCGUAAACCCAUACCCACCAUAGGACCAUUUGACAUUGUUGCAGACGUUAAAAUUGACGAUGGGCGAUUAUAUUAUGACAAGAGAUGGUUCCAUAGGAAUCAGCCAGUGUUUGUUGAAUGUAAGGAAACAGGCAAGUUCAGUGGAGUAAUUACAGCUAUAGGUACUCAAGAGAUCUGGAUCAGGAAAACAACAGAUAGUAGCAAGAUUAAGGUGUAUCUUCAUCAACUUCAGAAGGGAAAAUUUGUUCUGCGACGUAAACAGACGUGACAUCAGGCUGAUUUUUUCUGACAUUUUCAUAUCGCAAUAUGAGCCGUGUUAUGACAAAACCAACAUAGUGGGUUUGCCACCAGCAUGGAUCCAGACUAGCCUGCGCAUCCUCGCAGUCUGAUCAGGAUCCAUGCUGUAGGCUAUCAGUUUUCUACUUGUUAUAGGGUUUGUAAGCGAACAGCAUGGAUCUUGAUCAGACUGCGCGGAUGCACAGGCUGGUCUGGAUCCAUGCUGGUCGCAAACCCACUAUGUUGGUUUUGUCAUGACGCGGCUCAUAUGAUUUCCACAUUGUUUCCACAAUUUUUUUUGGCAUAUUUCAUCUUCAUUACACACUUUUCAUAUUCCAUCACCAUUAUACACAUACAAUGUAAACAUUACACAUUACCAUAUGACAUAUUAUUUCUAAUGACAUAAAAUUCUGCCAUUACACAUUAUGACAUACUAAGAAUACACAUCUUGCAUAAAACUCAGAGACAUGUUUAUGUUGACAUAGUGUCUUUUCAUUACACAGUAUUUAAUACACAUCAUACUUUCCAAAUACACAAGUUCCUUAUGUCAUUAGAUAUUUUCAUUACACAACACAAUAUUUGUCGCAUACAUUUAUACAUAAUGGAUACAUUGUAUUAAAGACGUUUUAGGGAGUUUUCAUAAUGACAUAUAAAAAGAAUUAACAAAGUCAAAUUCAGGGGCAGAUGACUCAAAAACGGUGACAAACAUCCCCCCCCCCUAAAAAUUUUUUUCGCUUUAAAUGUUUUUGUUAUCAUAUUUUAA
Ruditapes philippinarum (Manila clam) is the source of this 1793-nucleotide messenger RNA. Its product is annotated as sin3 histone deacetylase corepressor complex component SDS3-like. The transcript is spliced from 9 exons. The record is from RefSeq and is a predicted model, not a curated record. Gene Ontology annotation, cellular component: Sin3-type complex. Gene Ontology annotation, molecular function: histone deacetylase binding. NCBI's taxonomy places the organism in Eukaryota, Metazoa, Mollusca, Bivalvia, Venerida, Veneridae. Gene Ontology annotation, biological process: negative regulation of transcription by RNA polymerase II. Bases 93 to 1022 code for a protein of 309 amino acids.